Dreissena polymorpha is the source of this 1956-nucleotide messenger RNA. Its product is annotated as putative ferric-chelate reductase 1. The record is from RefSeq and is a predicted model, not a curated record. The transcript has 12 exons. The coding region runs from base 65 to 1405 and encodes 446 amino acids. Lineage: Eukaryota; Metazoa; Mollusca; Bivalvia; Myida; Dreissenidae. Gene Ontology annotation, molecular function: oxidoreductase activity, acting on metal ions.
UAUCUCGGUCAGUAUACUGAUAGGCGCUCGUAAGGUGUUUUCCGUGGUACGUGAUACGAGCGAAAUGUGUACAUACAUUGUUUACAGUUGUGAGGGAUUCAAAAGUAUGGCGACUAAAAUGUGGAUUGUAGGGUUAUUAAGCAUGUUGUCAAUGAAGUGUAUUCUGGCAAGUGUCCCAUGGGAUCCCGCAUGUGGCACCACCAGGGGCUGUUUCCCCGACUGCAGGGACACCGGAUGUACCUUUCUUGUCACGUGGCAACCUCUGGUAACCGAGCUUCUGUUCGCAGUACAGUACGAGGUGACAGCAACCAACAGCUACGUGGCACUAGGCUUCUCAGACGACCUCAGAAUGGGCGACGAUAGUGUGGUAGCGUGUGUUCCCGGGGACCCGACCAAUCCGGUACAGUCCUGGUACACUCAGGACACUGAUUUAGAAUCCCUUUCACCGCUGAACACGGGACUUUCAGCGGCGACUGUUACCCAUGCAAAUGGCGUCCUUGCUUGCAAUUUUACGCGACAAAUCAAAGACGCUAAUGCCCAUUUCUUCAAUCUCAACAACGAGUAUUUGAUAAUGGUGGUUGUGGGACAAAUGAAGACCAAGCACGGUGUGACACAGUUGGACAAGCAUUACAUGAUUCCUCACACGAGUGACGUCAAAGUGGACUUCACCUCUACCAGUAUCUACAAGCAAUAUAGGCUGAAUAGCCCCUUGGUAAAACUGCAUGGAUCAAUGAUGACCCUUGCGUGGUUGGUGUGUUGCUCCAUCGGUAUUGUGAUAGCCAGGUACCAGAAAGAUCUGUUGCCUGACAAGAAACUCUUCAGCACCAAGUAUUGGUUCCAGCUCCAUCGCGGGUCCAUGAUUUGUGUCAUGAUCUUCGGAACCGUUGGAUUCAUCUCAAUUUUCGUCGAACUGAAAGGCUACAGUCAGCUAACACCUCCGCCAUCCAAGGGCGCCACGGCGGCACAUCCGGUUCUUGGAAUCAUCGUGACCGCCAUUAUGUUCAUUAAUCCAACCAUGUCUAUGUUCCGGCCAGACCCCGAUCACAAGUUCCGCUUCGUGUUCAAUUGGGCACACCUCGGGGUCGGCGUCACUGGUCACGUGUUGGCAGUUGUUUCUACAAUGAUCGGGUUGACGACGGAGAGAGCGGGGCUGCCCACUUCCGGUCUUGUGGUGGGACUCCUCUGGUUAGCCGCCAUCAUCAUCAUGGGGGUCAUCAUGGAAAUUCUCAAGUGGAAGACGCCCGCAAACAAAACCAGUUCUCAAAACACUGGAAAGUCCGCCGAGGGUACAGACAAACCAAAUUUAAAGCGCGAUGCCAAACUAAAAGUAAUUCUACUUGGGAUAUUUUGCGCGGCUAUGGUAGUGUUCUGGAUUGGAAUCGUCGCCAUCAUAGCAACGUACUGAAUAAUGAUCUUAAAUUUCAUUAGUAUUUGUUUUUAUGACUUUUAACUUAUUGAUAAUACUAUUUUUAUAUUUGUUUAUAUUUUUAACCUGUUUGCCCUUACAUCUAUUGACUGUGUUGCAUUUAUAAUUUAUUGCAUUUUAAGAAGUGCCUAAAUUCAAAUACGCGUUUAGUCCGCAAACCAUUUUGUUAGUAAUAAAAGAUUAUUUAAGUUUGAAUAUCGAUAACAAAGCUUUUGUAGUUUGAAAUAAAAUGUUUGGAAGUUAACUGUUCUAAUUCGCAUUAACGAUAGCUUGUGGUUUACAAUCAUGCGUGUGAACCAUGCGCCUGACAGGGCUAGAUUUAGAAACGACAUUCAUGUUAAUUAAGUAACAGACACAAUUUGGCUAGUAGUUGUAUAUUUUAUUAAAGCGAAGCAUAGUACAUGGACGCUCAUUGUUAUUUACAGCGAUAAUACGAUCUGUUUUAUAAUUAAAAGAAUAUAUACAAAAUAUUGUACUACCGAGCCAUAUAAAUGGCUUACGAGUCACUAAGUUGACACUUUAUGGGUGUU